AUGACCGUCGAGUCGGGCGUCGAUGCCCUUCGCGAGGCUCACGGCCCAAGCGACCAUGGCGAGGAGGACGUAGACGAUUUUGGCGACUUUGAAGAGGGCGACGAGCUCGCCCCGGCCGCGGAAACGGAGGCGAAGCCUGAGCCGAGCGAGCCAGGUGUGGGCUCGCUGCCCCUGUCUGACGACCCGGAGGACGCGGCGCUGAAUGACGGCGUGCGUGCACUCCUUCCCCCCGACUUUUUUGACAUGCGCACACCAGGUGAAGGUGUCGCGCCGAACAUUGCCAUCGAGGGCAUGCGCCUAGUCGAAGGCCCCUCGCAAAUUCUGGUGUCAGAGCAGAUCCGCGCGCUCUACCGCGCGCUACAAGUGGACAACUGGCGCAGAUCGUACACGCGGCGGCAGUCGCUCAUUGCGCUGGGCGUGCCCAUCAACCUCGACGAAGUGACGCAAGAAGUGCUCCCGCCGCUGGAGCUGCAUAUCCCUACGCCGGCGAGGCCCGCGGCCGCUGGUACAGACACGCCCAGCGCGCCGCCGCAGCGCGUGGAUACCCAGAAGCCCGAGACGUGGGGCGAGCGGCGGCGGCGCGAGCUCAAUCUGGUGGAGCCGGAGGUGCCGAUGCACCGCAUCGAUGUGCUGCGGCAAAUCUCAGAGGAAGAUAUCAAGCUCAAGACGCAGCCGGAACUGCGCGAGCUUCUUCGUGAGAUGGACGGACUUUCUACGCAACUGGGCGAGGCACUGCAGUACUACUUGACGCUGCGUGACGCAUUCGCAUCCGAUGGCGAAAUAUACAACGGCAUGAUCCGCGAUCUCGUGGCCGGCGCCUCGCACAAGCAGGCCGCGCGUGCCAAGACAGAGAAGCGGGGCGGGCUCAUGCGCCGCGGGUCGCUGCGCAGUGACAGCGGGUCGCGCCCGGGCACGCCCCAGGCCAAGUAG
This is a messenger RNA of Malassezia sympodialis ATCC 42132, 930 nucleotides long. RefSeq lists its product as uncharacterized. The transcript is spliced from 2 exons. Lineage: Eukaryota; Fungi; Basidiomycota; Malasseziomycetes; Malasseziales; Malasseziaceae. Bases 1 to 930 code for a protein of 309 amino acids. The record is from RefSeq and is a predicted model, not a curated record.